Messenger RNA from Gryllus bimaculatus (two-spotted cricket), 270 nucleotides. Lineage: Eukaryota; Metazoa; Arthropoda; Insecta; Orthoptera; Gryllidae. The record is from the annotation of a GenBank genome assembly.
AUGCUGCCGUGCCUGGACCGCGCGGCCUUCCGCGGAGACGCCGCCGUCGCCACCGACCAGUCGUACGUGGACUACCUGCUGCCGUCGCGCUACACGCGGGACGGCCGGCCGCUGCUCGAGCCCAUCCCGUACUCCGUGUCCACGCAGUUCCCCGUGCUGUACCUGGCGCGGCACAGCCCGCUGCUGGAGUGGACGGACUUCGUGGUGAGCGGGCUCACCUGCGGCGGCCUGUUCGAGAAGUGGCUGCGCCAGCUGUCGGGCGCCCGGCGC